GCAGCGGUCUCUGAUAACUCAGCGCAAACCUGCAGUCUGGGAGGGAUGGUUCAACCGCGGAGACGCUCACUUGAAGAUUAAAGCAGGAUGUGGCGCGAAUUAUGAACCGGACGCGCGCGAAAUAAAGCAACGCGUUUCUGAGGCUCGAGUUUCAACAGUUUUGAAAAGCUAGCUAGAUGCUAAUACUGCUGUGGUCGUAGGAGCAGCUGCUCCGCUUCUUCUCCUGCUCUUAGCUUUCUACUGCGCUGUAUUUUGAUACAACAGCUCUCUUUACCGGCAAAAAGGGAGUUUUGAAAAACUAGCUAGAUGCUAAUACUGUUAUGGUCGUAGCUUCGCUUCUUAGCUUGCUAUUAUUCUGUAUUUUGGUACAACAACUCUUUUCUGGCAAGAAAAACCGGAGCUAGUAGCCACAGACAUAUCAUUUCUGUAGUCGUACUGAAGCUGAACGCUCCUCGAGCCGAUAGAAAACAGUACACGUGUAUAAACAGGGUAGACGGCGGGCAAACGCUUAAGAUGUCGGCGGACAGGUGGUCGUGGACUUUGACAGGAGCGACAGUAGCCGGUGUUACGGCGCUGUACCUGCCCAGUAUCCAGCGGACGGUCCCCGGUGGAGACUCAGGAGAGCUGAUCACCGCUGCUUGUGAGCUGGGGGUGGCCCACCCCCCUGGAUACCCUCUCUUCACCAUGCUGGCCUUUCUAGCCCUUCACCUAUUGCCAGGCAGUUCUCCUGCACACAGCAUUAAUGUGCUGUGUGCUCUGCUGGGGGCAGGGGCCAGCGGGACCCUCUGCUACACUGUCUGUAGGUUGGCUGGGCCUGGUCCGGGAGCUGUCCUGGCAGGAGGCCUUUUUGCCCUAUCCAAACUGGUAUGGCAGUGGUCAACAGUGGCUGAGGUGUUCUCUCUCAACAACUUUUUUGUGGGUCUCCUUUUCUCCCUCUUGGCCUGCUUCCAUAAAGCAGAGAAUGUGGCUCAGAAGACAAAGUUUGCUCUGUGGGGGGCGCUGUGCUGUGGACUCAGUUUGUGUAACCAGCACACUUUGGUCAUCUAUGUGCUCAUCAUCAUUCCCUGGGUGCUGCUCCAGCUCUACUCUCACAAUGGCUUGUGUUUUUCGGUUUUAUUUUCUCUGGGCCUGUGUUUCCUGGCUGGAUUUCUGCCCUACCUCUACCUGCCCAUCUCCUCAUACCUGAACACAGCCCGCUGGAGCUGGGGGGACCAGACAUCUUUAAGCGGCCUGAUCACACACCUGCUGAGGGCUGAGUACGGCACCUUUAGCCUGGCAAAAUCAGAGGGAAAAGUUAACAUGGGGAAAAUGCUUCAGGCUCAGUUGAAUCACUGUGUGGCAGAUCUCUCUGUUCCUGUGUUAUUAUUAGCACUGAUUGGUCUGCUGCAUGCUUCAUUGAAAAGGAGGCACUGUGCCUUUGUGUUGCUGCUUGCUGCUAUGGUGAGUCUCUAUUCUGUGUUCUUUGCCUGGAGAGCCAACCUGGACAUUGAGAAGCCCCUGCUGCUGGGAGUAGUGGAGCGGUUCUGGCUGCAGGCUGACGCUGGUGUUUAUGUUCUGGCUGGUGUGGGGCUGAGCUGGUCUGUGUGCUGGUUGAAGAAGCGACUGAGCUGGGGUGCUGUGUGGACCACAGGGGCGUGGCUUCUCACUGCUGGACUGCUCUCACAAAUGAUCCACUCAAACUAUAGAGAGUGUGAUCAGAGCAGGAACGAUGUGGUGGAAAAGUUUGCUCGUGAGGUUGUAUUUUCGUUCCCAAAUGGCUCAUUGGUGCUGACGCGGGGUGAUCUCCCCGGCAACACCCUUCGCUACUUGCACUACUGCCAGGGCCUGAGGCCGGACCUCAGCCUUGUUGACCAAGAGAUGAUGACAUAUAGCUGGUAUGUGUCUAAGCUUCAGCAACAUCUUCCUGGAGUGAAGUUCCCUGGGCACCUUUGGGACCCAGUUAACACUGAAGAGAAAAAUAGCUUCAAUAUUGAGCAGUUCCUUCAGCACAACACUCACAGGCCUGUGUUUGUGUGCAUUGGUCUAUCGGAGGGGGACCCAAGCUGGGAGAGGACGUUCUCCCGCUGGCCGUGGGGGGUGUGUGAGCAGCUGGUGCCAGUUACCAGCCGCUUGCACCCUGAGGAGUGGGCGCAGCGCACACAACACCUAUACAACUGGAGCCAGCCACACGACAGCUUUCCCCCUGGCUCAUGGGAAAGAGUGGCCAAUGAGGAAAUGUGGCAGGCCAGGAUGAAAAUGGCAUUCUUCCUCUUUGACCUUGCUGAGAGGAUGGAGGGAGGGGUCCAGGCUCGUCUCUAUGACCUCUCUUACAAUCUGUACUGCCAAAUUGUGGAUGCCCAACCUGACUAUCCAUCCAAUUGGGAUAAGAACCUGGCUCUUGCUGCAGAGAGGUUGCUCCGCUCUGGGGGCGGCAACCAUGAGCCAGACUCUCUCCUGAGCCGCAGUAUCCACCACUUCAGCCGCUAUCUUCAGAGAGAACCCACGGACCCACAGUGCCAGGCCAUCCGCUCAGCCAUCGCGCAUCUCCGCAAAGGAAGAGAGAGGCUCAGAGACUCUCAAAGGCAGAAACACUAGAUCUCUACAAAACCAUUGUGAAAAACUUGGGAGGACCAAGAAAUACCUACUCUAGGUAGCUGUCUGCUCAGAGAGAGAUUUAAACAGCCAUCAAGAUGGGAAAAGGAUGACAGAGACUGGAAUUCUAAGAGUGCUAAGUGCUGAUGCAGGUAUGAUAAUGUGUAGUAAGCACAGAGGUCAAAUCAUGCACUGUUGAUGUGAAGCAGAGUGAUGGACAUUACUGCUCAGUGGUGGUGUAGGGUCCUGUUCAGUACUGUACAGGGUACUGUGGUGUGCUUAAGUGCUGAAUAUAGAGGAUGAUUGUGUAAGCUACAGCAUGUCUUUGAAAAACUGAGCAAAAUGGCCAUUCGUUUUUUAGUUGGCUGUGGUAAAAACUGUCAGUUAGGAAUUGAUGAAGGCCUUACAGUUUCACUCUGGAAUUGUCUAGCCAUUCUGAUCUUUUGUUUACAUUGAUUUUAUGGGGUAUAUAAAAUUUUCUAAAUACUG
Molecule: messenger RNA, 3060 nt
Organism: Colossoma macropomum (tambaqui)
Lineage: Eukaryota; Metazoa; Chordata; Actinopteri; Characiformes; Serrasalmidae
Gene: tmem260
Product: transmembrane protein 260
Exons: 16
Coding region: 514-2574 (686 amino acids)
Source: RefSeq, a predicted model, not a curated record